Aptenodytes forsteri (emperor penguin) is the source of this 474-nucleotide messenger RNA. RefSeq names its product signal-induced proliferation-associated 1-like protein 3. NCBI's taxonomy places the organism in Eukaryota, Metazoa, Chordata, Aves, Sphenisciformes, Spheniscidae. The annotation marks the transcript as partial. Gene Ontology annotation, biological process: establishment of epithelial cell polarity; epithelial cell morphogenesis; activation of GTPase activity. Gene Ontology annotation, molecular function: GTPase activator activity. The transcript has a single exon. Gene Ontology annotation, cellular component: cytoplasm; Golgi apparatus; plasma membrane. The record is from RefSeq and is a predicted model, not a curated record.
CUUUUCCGCGAGUACGGCAGCACCUCCUCCAUCGACGUGCAGGGCAUCUCGGAGCAGAGCUUCUUCGACAUGCUCAACGAAUUUCGGACCAAGAAACCGGAUCGGCGAGCCGCGACGCCCGAGCGCCUCGGGGAAGCCGGUUUUCCUCCGGCAUCGUAUCCCGGCAUCAAGGCGGAGGGUAGGAACGGGCCCCGGGACGAGCUGUCGGCGCAAUCCAAGGAGAAACCCCGCAGGAGGUGUCCCAAAGGCGACGCCGGAGGCGAAUCCAUCUUCAAGAAGCUUCGGAGCGGCCGAAACGAGGGGGAGGCGGAGGAGCCGCGGGCGCCCGAGCCGGGCAAGGCCUGGGUGUGCCAGAAAAGCUUCGCCCACUACGACGUGCAGAGCAUGCUCUUCGACCUCAACGCCGUGGCCGUCAACCGGGCCGUGGUAGCCCAACGACGGAACACCACCACGGGGGCUUCGGCGGCUUCCGCC